CGGCGACAGCGACGUCGACGUCUGCAGCGCUUAGCCAGCAAACGACCAUAACUGAGACUGAUACGUUUAAAAACUCUUUGCCGUUGUUCAGUCUGUUCUCUGAAUUCGUGUCGUUCCAAUAUUCUUCUACAUUCUACCCGUGUUCGUUUUCUACUCGUUGUGUUCGCUCGUCUGCCUGCCUGCCCUGUAAGAACAAAAACUGAAGAAAUUUCAUAUAUAAAAGCAAAACACAAUCACAAAAUAAAUACAUCAGCUAAUAUAUUAUAAGAUUAACUAAAACUAAACAUAACAAAAAAGUUACAAAAAUGAUGCAAGUAAUUUAAGUAUAAAGUACAAAAAACAAAAAAAUAAAUACAAAUUAAUUAAUCGAAACCACACAAAAAUAUUACCACAUUCGACCUGUCUAAAAAAAUUCAACUGCAACAAAUAAUAACAAUAAAUACAAGUGCAGUGUACAACAACAACAUCAACAAGACCAACAGCCGUAGCACCAACAAUCACAAAGGAGCAAUAUUAAAUACACGGAUCAAUACCAAAGAUGGAGGCAAAAUUCUUGGCUAGCGCUCUCUCAUUCCUCUCGAUAUUUUUAGCCAUUAAUGCUCAAUCGUUUGCCAACGAUAUUACCGAGCCUACAGACUAUGAGAUCGCACCGGCGAUUUAUUAUGGCGACUCAAACGUCAAUAUAGGCGAGCCCUUCUCUAUCACCUGCAUCAUACCAAUCACCGAGAAGAUACACUGGCUGAAGAAUGGCGAGUCCCUCACUCGCCACAAUUUGCGCCAUGGUCGCGACGAACAUGCGUAUACGCUCUCCGAGAGCGCCAUUGAAGGUGAGAAGCACAAGAUCGAGGCACAUCUUGCUGUACGGCACGCACUGAAGGUGCACGAGGGACGCUACCAAUGUAAUCUGCGACACAACGGCUACCAUGUGCUGCAUGUGCGCGGCACAACCCAAAUCAACGAGCCCACAGAAUCGGGGUAUCAAACUAUUGAUGACCUGACGCCUAACUCAGUUGGCGAAAUAUUCACGCGCACGUGGCAGGAACAGAAGCAGCAGCAGAUACCGAUAUCCACACACCACCUGCACAAGCCCUACAAGCAUCUGUAUAGCAAUGCGACAAACACACGAGCGGAGAGCGAGGAGGGAUACUUCGAUUUGGGAUAUUUGCCGGCACCGGCACCAACGAACAGGUACCAGGAUUUAACAACUAUGCCUUGGCAUGGCUCGACAGUGGGUAGUCCUAGUGGCGGUGGUGGCAUUCAUCGCGUAUACUCGGCUACGCCGCCAGACUUUCCACCACCUCGCAUCAAUAUGUUGGAACACACAGUGGCGCCACCGGAGCCACCCACCAUACAGCUUUACAACCAAACGAUGCCGCCGCAUCAUCAACAACAACAAACAACAACACAUGCCACAAAUCCGAGUAGAAUUGGACAACAGUCCAGAAUUGGAACGCCCAACACCACCUCUGCCACCACCCAUCAUCGGGUGCAUCAUCAGCAGCAGUUGCAGCACACGCUGAAUGGCUUCCAAAAGCCACAGCCGCCCUACGCACAUUCCAGUGAAAAAUAUCAAACCUAUGCGCCUCAGUUUAUACAGCCUGGCCUUACAACUGCCACAGCUACCAUGUCGAGAUCGUCACCUCAGCCUACCACGUCGCCGACAACCGUAUUUGUGGGGCUAAUGCAACAGCCCAAGACGUUCUUGCCUAUUAAGAAGGGGCCAGAUUCUUUGGUUCCAAACUAUGAUAAUGAAGAGCAUCAAAUGAAAUUUUACGAUAUACGAACGCCGCUCGUCCUGAGCUGCAAUGUGAAAGAUGCGCCUGCAACAGAGCCCCUCAGAUGGGAAAAGAAUGGAACAGAUGUUUUCAAAGUUGAGUCUCUAAAGGGUCGCUUUAGAGUUUUGGAUGCUGAAAGAAAAUUUAUAAUUGAUAGAGCAGAAGCUGACGACGACGGCCUUUACAGAUGCGUGUUCAAUGGCGUGAGUAAGGAUAUCCAUGUAGUCGCCCGCAUUGUUGUACGAGUACCUUCCAAUUCUGGAGUUGUUGAGGGCGAGAAGUUGUCGGUUAUUUGCACCGUUCUCGGAACAGAUCCCAAAUUGUCUUGGAGCUUUGGCAAUUUAACACUGACGAGCAGCACAGAUCGUUACAUUCUGAAAAGCGAUAGUAACAAUAUAGAAAAUGCUGUGCUAAUGAUUGAGAACGUCACUCUGAAUGAUAGAGGCGAAUAUAAAUGCAUUGGACGCAAUGCGGCUAAUGAUUAUAUUGCGAAUAGCACCCUUGCCAGCGACGCCACAACCGUGCGUGUUAAGGGGAAACUUGCCGCCUUGUGGCCUUUCUUGGGUAUUUGUGCAGAGGUACUCAUACUCUGCCUGAUCAUCCUUAUCUAUGAGAAGAGACGUAACAAGAGUGAGCUGGAGGAGAGUGAUACUGAUCCACAAGAACAGAAAAAGAAAAGGAGAAAUUAUGAUUAAGAUUCCUGAUGAGACAAAUUUAAAUAUGAGAGUAUAUACAUAUGUAUGUAUAAGGAAAGAAAAUUAAUAGAGAAUUUGUGUAAAUGGCGCUUAGAUUCUCAUUUAGCGCCGAUCGCACUUACCCCCUCCCUCCCAACAUACACACACAUAAAAUAUAAACAUUAAACAAAAUAAUUAAAAAUAAACAAAUUAAAAAAGAAUAGGAAACCGUUUAGAGAAACUAACACAACAAACAAUUGUAUGAACUUUGUUUAGUAAAAUUGUAACUUAUUAACAAAUUAUAUAUAUAUACUAACUGAACUUAACAUUAAACUGAAAGUGAUAGCAGGUAAACGAACUCUAAAGCAGAACACUAGUAAUUAAACUAUUUACAAAAUUAACAAAUAUUAAAGAAGAAUUAAAUCCCAAAGUCCCAACCAACCACUCGACGUGAGAUGUUCCCAUUUAUGGUACAUAAAUAAAUAUAUUGGUUCGUUCAGUUAUCUUUCGGAAUAUAUGAGAUGCUGCGAUUCCUUCUCAGAAGAUCUUUUGUCAACGCGCUUUUUAUUGAGUUUUUAAAGGAUGCGCUAAAUGGAGGAGGAGGAGAUCCGUUGAAGUCCUAAACAAAAAGAAAACAGAAGAGAAGCUGUUGAAUGUUACAAUUUGUUUAUACAUAACAACUAUUAGUUAAUGAAAUGAAUUGAAAAACAAAAUUUUAGAAUAACUGAGUAGCGCGUUAUCGAUAUACAUACAUAUUUUUUAAGUAUAAAUGCUGUGCAAUUCAAAUUAAAUAAUAUUGUAUAUUGCAUAAUUUUUAACUAACAAAACACGU
This is a messenger RNA of Scaptodrosophila lebanonensis, 3281 nucleotides long. RefSeq lists its product as uncharacterized. The coding region runs from base 539 to 2470 and encodes 643 amino acids. The record is from RefSeq and is a predicted model, not a curated record. The transcript is spliced from 10 exons. NCBI's taxonomy places the organism in Eukaryota, Metazoa, Arthropoda, Insecta, Diptera, Drosophilidae.